Molecule: messenger RNA, 642 nt
Organism: Clonostachys solani
Lineage: Eukaryota; Fungi; Ascomycota; Sordariomycetes; Hypocreales; Bionectriaceae
Source: the annotation of a GenBank genome assembly
AUGAAUAUCAUCAAGACAAUUUACGGACUCUGCAUUGUUGCUGUGGCAGCAGCCAAGUUGCUUGAAAAUCCGGGUUGUGGCGAUAUCAAUGUUCUCUACACAGGUUUUCCAGCAUACCACCCCUACGUGGUUGAGCAAGGAUGGGAUCCAGUCGCGGUGGAUGCCGGCCUUCGCCAAGACGCCCAGAAUUUGAUCGAUGCUGGAUACAACACCCGAAUCGUUCUCAUGGGACCUGACCAGGACAUCAGCCAACUUGAGGCCCGUUUUCAAGACGUUGAGUUCCACGUGACAGGUAUUGGCUUCGGUAUGAGGCCUGCAACGAUCCCCGAGAUCAUCACUCGCUUUGAGGGUGCCCGGCACGACGAUGACGCUGACUUGCUGGCCGCAGAUAACAACUUCCUGUUCCGAAAGACAGUCCCGGACACACCUACUGUGUACAACUAUGACCCGAACACGCUGCUCUGGUCCGUCGCGCGUCGGUUUCCCAUUGAGGAGGACUGCACCAAUAAGCCUGGAAAGAACCUUGGUUACGAAGAGAUCUGUGAUCAGAGGUGCGAGAUGAGCAAGAUCGCCUGGAACUUGCGACAAGUUGCGUUGGGCAAGAACAGCACCAUAUCCAACGAAGCUGCCAGCGGAAUCUAG